Messenger RNA from Ipomoea triloba (trilobed morning glory), 1017 nucleotides. RefSeq lists its product as uncharacterized. The record is from RefSeq and is a predicted model, not a curated record. The coding region runs from base 1 to 1017 and encodes 338 amino acids. NCBI's taxonomy places the organism in Eukaryota, Viridiplantae, Streptophyta, Magnoliopsida, Solanales, Convolvulaceae. The transcript has a single exon. Gene Ontology annotation, molecular function: zinc ion binding; nucleic acid binding.
AUGAACGAAACGCUCUCUAGCCCUACGGAGAAACUUUCGCUAACUGGCGACUCGGCGGAGGAGGUAGACUUACUCCGGCGAAGCAAGAAAAAAACGAAGAGGGGUCUGGCAGAGAGGGAUGACGCAACAAUGGAGAUGGAAGAGGACGGGAGAGAGAGCCAGCCGAUAGACAUGGAUUUGAAUGGCAAGGGUCCAAAUGGGCAAACUAUCCAAUCAGUGAAGGGUCCUGCGAGAUCAUUCAAGGGUGCGCUAACAAGGCUGAAGGAUAGGGUGACGUUCACAGAGGACGUAUUUGAUGAUGAAGCAGGUGAACAAGAAGAUGAUGAUCCGGAUUGCCCAGUGGUUAAACUCACGAAGGAGGAGAAGAAACGCAUGAGAAGAAGGUGGGAAAAUACUUUGAUCAUUAAGGUGUUGGGGAAAGUGGUUGGAUACAAUUAUCUCCUAAGGCGCUUGAGAACUAUUUGGAACCCAAAGUCUGGGAUGGACCUCAUAGCUAUACAAAAUGGAUAUUUCUUGGUACGAUUUGCGUCAGUGGCUGAUUACGAACAUGCUAAACUUGAAGGUCCAUGGACGGUGCUGGAUCACUGCCUUGCCGUCAAAGAAUGGGAACCGAACUUCGAUCCCAUGCGUGAUGAAACACAAAGGCUACUUGUAUGGGUUAGAUUUCCAUGCUUGCCGAUUGAAUACUACGAUUACGAGUUCUUAAUGAGGGUUGGAGACAUGAUAGGGAAGGCGAAAAAAGUAGAUCAUGCGACGAGUAUGGCUUCCCGUGGACUCUUUGCCAGAGUGUGCGUGGAAGUUGAUAUUACCAAGCCCCUGCUUGCAAGAUUCACGUUAAGAAACAAAAGGAGAACCAUUGAGUAUGAAGGCCUUCAUCUCGUUUGUUUCAAAUGUGGGAUGGUGGGGCACAGGAAAGAGGGAUGCAAGGUAGUCGAACAACAACCGGAAGAAACGCCGCCGGAGAUAGGCGGCGGAAGAUCGGAGAACACGACUGGAAGUGCGACGGAAACCAACUAA